GAUUUGGAACGUACGGAAGAUCGUUUGAAGAUCGCCACUUCGAAAUUAGAGGAGGCGUCAAAAGCAGCCGAUGAGGCUGAACGGUAUGCGUUUUAUGUAGCUGCCCUGAAUCGUCGUAUGACUCUUCUAGAAGAGGAACUUGAACGUGCUGAAGAACGUUUGAAGAUUGCCACCGAAAAACUCGAAGAGGCCACUCACAAUGUCGACGAAUCCGAGCGUGCUCGCAAGUCAAUGGAGACACGUUCGCAACAAGAUGAGGAACGGGCCAACUUCCUUGAGACUCAGGUCGAUGAGGCCAAAGUGAUUGCUGAAGACGCCGACCGCAAAUACGAAGAGGUCCGCAAAAUCCCCGCAACCGUAACCAAUUUGCGGUUGAGGAUCCCCAAGCCAGACCCUGUCCUUAGAGGAGCACGAAAAUCGUUGGAAAAUCGAGUGGAUGUGGACGAGGAUCGUUGUGCCGAGCUUGAAACAAAACUACGUGAAGCUCAAGCGUUACUGCAUGAAACUGAAAGCAAGAGUGAAGAGGUACCAAAUAAUCUACCCCAUACUAAACCCACCGAACCAGGGUAUAACCCAGGUUUUGUUGAAGACGCCGUCCACCCAAAUAAAGGGCAAUGAGA
Cylicostephanus goldi is the source of this 620-nucleotide messenger RNA. The record is from the annotation of a GenBank genome assembly. Lineage: Eukaryota; Metazoa; Nematoda; Chromadorea; Rhabditida; Strongylidae.